CCCCACACAUCUGGUAGCUUUGGUUUUUCUUCAAAAGAGAAUACUGCAAAAGUCUGAGGAAGUAAGUGAGAAGGGGGGCGAUAAAGAAGAUAUGUGAACAAAAGGGAGUGGAAAAUAUUACUAAAACAACAACGUCAAGAGUUAGAAAGAGGGAGCAAGCAGGUCACAAUAUGGCGCUGUUCCCAUUCUGCAAGACGCCUGCAGGGUCAGUUAGAGUGAGCAGGAUACAAUUGGUCCUGUACUGUUUUCUCCUGUCUCUUAUCAUAUACCUCCUCUAUGAACGUAAAGCCGGUGUCGGUGUGAAGUCACCUCAUCCUAUAUUUCAUGCAUUGGGAAUGGACAGGGGAAAAGUAAUGACAGAUAUGAAUGUCAUCAAGGCAACAGAGCCACAAACUCCUCUGGAGACACCAUGGGGUGAUCCUAUAGUGUGGGGAGACAAUCGAAAGUCAGCUAAGCGCAGGGCUAAAUUUGCACAUCAGGGAAUCCGUACAGGUCUUCUUGCCCUCGUGGUGGGAACUUACGCUCGGUUCGUGCAUCGUUUCCUCUCUUCGGCUGAGACCCACUUCCUCCCCGGUCAGAUGGUCACCUACUACAUUCUCACGGACAAUCCCAACUGUCUGGACCCCCCCAUCCGGUUGGGACCUAACCGAGAGCUGAAGGUGGUUCCUAUCGCAGAGCUGCCUGGAUGGGACAGGUUGGCCCGUCGUCGCAUGGCCCUUUUGGUUGAAGCCAUCAGGAACCCUAUCGGUAGAGAGGUUGAUUACAUCUUCUGUGCUGACAUCGAUCAGGAGUUUGUGGCCCCUGUGGGAGAGGAAAUCCUCGGAGACCUGGUGGCUACUUUGCACCCAGAGCUCUAUGAGAUGCCACGAAAUGCGUUUCCAUACGAAACUGAAGAGGUGUCGUCUGCUUGCGUGGACGACGAUGAAGGAGACUAUUACUACACCUCUGAGUUGUAUGGAGGUUUGGUUUCUGAGAUACACAAACUGGCCCGAGCCUGUUCUUUGCUCAUUCUGCAGGAUCACGCUAACGGGGUAACGGCCAAGGGCCUUGAGGAGAGCUACCUGAACAGAUACCUGAUCGACCACAGGCCCACAUGUGUGCUGUCCCCAGAGUACAGCUGGUGGGACUCAGGCCUGGCUCCUGAAGUGCCUGUGCAGAGGAUAGUGUCUCUAGGAAGGCAACGAGAGACUUAAGAAAACCAGAUAAGUGAAUCAAGGGUUCUGUUGGCUGAACCCAUUGAAACAUGGAUGUAGAUCUCAUUUCCACACGAAGUCUACGUUUAAAAAUGUAGUGAUAUGAUAUAAAGAGAAAGCACAUAUUCUAAUAAUCUUUAUUCAAUUAAUUAUUCAUAAUUUCCAUUUCUUGUUCUGCCCUGUUAACCAAUACCCUGCAAUCACACAGUAGCAAACUCCAAAAUCUGCUCUCACUUAAAGACCCAUUAUUGUGAACAUUGUCUCCGUGUGCUAUCUCUUCCACAGCCGACAAAAAAUAAAUUGACCUGUCUCUUUAAA
Gymnodraco acuticeps is the source of this 1511-nucleotide messenger RNA. RefSeq names its product globoside alpha-1,3-N-acetylgalactosaminyltransferase 1-like. Gene Ontology annotation, biological process: carbohydrate metabolic process. Gene Ontology annotation, cellular component: vesicle; membrane; Golgi apparatus. The transcript is spliced from 4 exons. NCBI's taxonomy places the organism in Eukaryota, Metazoa, Chordata, Actinopteri, Perciformes, Bathydraconidae. Gene Ontology annotation, molecular function: hexosyltransferase activity. The record is from RefSeq and is a predicted model, not a curated record. The coding region runs from base 171 to 1193 and encodes 340 amino acids.